This is a messenger RNA of Moneuplotes crassus, 725 nucleotides long. NCBI's taxonomy places the organism in Eukaryota, Ciliophora, Spirotrichea, Euplotida, Euplotidae. The record is from the annotation of a GenBank genome assembly.
CUUAAAUUUAUAUAUAACCUGAAUGACAGCUAUCACAAUGGAGAAGAAGUAUGAAGAGAAGUACUGCUGGAUCUGCCACACCAGUCUUGAUACUGAACAAGAUGAGCUUGAAAGAAUCCAGAGCUUGUAUUUGGAUACAAAACCCAAAGUUCAGACAAAGACACAGAGGUACUGAAAUUGUAAUGGUUCGAUGAGUCAUGUUCACCAACAAUGUCUCAGCAGUUGGCUUUCAUCAAAGCACAAAGACUUGCUUAACGACAGAUGAGCAUAUCCUUGGAGAAAGCUCCCCCCUCUCAAGUGAAAGAUGUGUAAACAGGCUUACAGAUAUUCUUUCACAAGACAGCUUAAGAUCAGAAAGUCUGAUUUCACAUUGGUCUUCCUUGUGAUGGCCCAAAUUAUUAUCUUUGCAUUAGAUUUAUUCACUAAUAUGGAAGGAACAGUCAAUUCUUGAGUGUCUUCGAGCAAUUGCACCAAUACUUGUGACAACCAGAUCACAGUUAGGCUUGCUAAGGAUAGAGGAACUCUCAGAUCUAUUUGGGACGUUUUUAGUAUUGGGAAGAUAUAUUACCAGGAUGGAAUAGCCUCAGUGAUUUAUAUCUCAGCAAACUUAUUGACAUUAAUCACCGUAGCAAUAUUGAUCAUAGCUGGGAUUUAUAAUGUGUAUCAUGGUCUUACGAAAACAGUCAAAGUUCACCCAAUAAAAUCGAUUUCUAAGUAAUUUUUAA